CAUAAGUUGUAACUGCAUGUUAGUAGUCGUACGGCAUGUGCAUAUUGCAUACCUACCUACCUACAUAGUAUACGGAACACAAGCGUACGAUGACCUACAAUUAUAAUCCUUAAAGGACGCCACACGCGUAUAUGUUGUCUCCGUUUUACAAAGUAUAAUCGCGUACCUACCGCCUACCUUAUAGGUAAAUAAAAUCAUUGAAUCGCCGAGAUUAGUGUUACCAUUAAUACAACUAAUGUACACAUUGUUUGGACAGUCUAUACAGUUCGGUGGUAAAAAUAUUAAUGUUAUUUAAUUAUUAUACUUAUAAUAUACAAUAUCGACGUGUCGAAUUUUGUAAGAUCAGGUGUUUCAGAAUUACAAACCCGUUUGAACUAUAAACGUUUUCGCUGACAUGGAAAGGUGGAAUAAUAGAGUGGCCAUCGUGACCGGCGCAAGUAGUGGCAUAGGAAAAGCCAUUGCUAUAGCUCUGUUGAAAAGUGGCAUGGUCGUCGUCGGUAUUGCCAGACGAGAAGAUCUAUUGAAGAAAUUAAGCGAAGAAGUCGAAAGUUUUCAUGGUAAGUUCUAUUACAAAUCAUUUGAUAUCAGAAACGAGAAACACAUAACUGAAUGCGUUCAGUGGACCGUAACUACCUGUGGAAGUAUCGACGUGCUGGUUAACAAUGCUGGAGUAUAUGACGAAACUGAAUUAGUCGAUGAAUCAAUGGAACAUGGGAAAAUGAUUAUGGAGACAAAUUAUUUAGCUGGAUGUAUUUUCACGAAAGAAGUGAUAAAUGAGAUGAAGUUGAAGGGUAUUGACGAUGGACACAUUAUCAAUAUAAAUAGCGUUGCAGGUCAUUAUAGAGCUGAACCAAUAAAAGCACUUAUUCAUAAUGCCAGCAAACACUGUGUUACAUUAACGACCGACAGUAUUAGAAGAAUGUUGAUUAAGGAAGGAAGUAAAAUAAAAAUAACGAGUUUAAGUCCUGGGGUGACUAUUAAAGAGUCAUCAGAACAAGAAUUGAAAUCACACCCUGAAAUAACAUACCUAGAGACUGAGGAUAUUGCUAAUGCCACACUUUACAUUUUAGGAACACCACAAAAUGUUCAAGUAUGUGAAUUGACAAUCAGGUCUGUUGGAGAAAUCAUGUAUUAAUAUUUAUAAACAAACAUUGUUGGCUUAUAAUAAAAAAAAACUUAAUUAUCAUA
Aphis gossypii (cotton aphid) is the source of this 1188-nucleotide messenger RNA. Its product is annotated as farnesol dehydrogenase-like. The coding region runs from base 395 to 1135 and encodes 246 amino acids. The record is from RefSeq and is a predicted model, not a curated record. The transcript has 8 exons. NCBI's taxonomy places the organism in Eukaryota, Metazoa, Arthropoda, Insecta, Hemiptera, Aphididae.